CAACUAUGUGGCGAGAAUAUAAAUGACAAUUGGGUCCUGGGCACAGACGAAUUUCGCUCUCAGACAGUCGCAAGCAGUGGGAGGUUACAGCACGAUACUGCAAGGACCCAUGGCAUCCCAUUGCCGAAUGGGCUGCGUGGCCGUGACGCUGCUCUGGUCGACCGUUCUCGGGUUCCCGUCCCUACCUCUGGAUUCGCUGAGCCCUCUAUUCCGGUGCUUCCUGGCCUCGGAGAAAAUUUACAACUCCGUGGUGUUGCUGCUCGACAAACACUGCAAUGCUCAUAGGCGCUGUGUGGAGGAGCUGGAUGGUGACAUCCUGGAUGGACCCGUAUCUACGAGAAUAGAUUCCUGCGACCAGGACUCUUUACAAAUGGACCCAAAGUAUACAAAAUGCCUGCAGAACAUUCAGAGCAUACUAGAAAGGAAUGAAAAAGAACUCAAUCAACUGAAGCAAAUCGAAGCAACCUUGGCUGUAGAAAUCGACAAGAUUGUUCGUGAUAUAAAGGGCCUUCUAUCCCGAGUCAAAACACAGUUGAAGGUGCCGCAGGUGCGCAUUGCGAGGCCUGUGGAAGUGUUGCAGCCUGUAACAAGCAUUCGCGGCAAUAGCUGGAUGUCUACAAUGGCUACACUACGCGUGCUGAAGUUGUCCGUUAUCCAGGCAGAGGCAGUGGAUCGCAGCUUCGGCAUACUGGUCAAGUUUAACUCCAGACAGCGUUCACACAAAUCACUUGCAACAGAAACAAAAACGACGAGAGGCCAACCAACCACAGAAGCAAGCACGAUAUCGAAAAAGUUUAUCGAUCAUCGACCCCAUACUCACUCAGAUUCUGGGAAAGACUAAUGUGUGCGCGCUCAAGUGUGUAUUGGUUAUGUCCCAUGACAUCACUAAAGGGAUUUUGCGCAACAUGUCACCAUGCUCCAGCACCAAGCCUGGCACAUGCAAGGAUUAUGGUAACAUCACUACUUUUUUGUGGCAAAUAAGGUUAUCUUAUAAUGGUGUGUGCAUGUGCAAGGUGCUGCUAAUAGCGCUUAGAAUAAUAUUAUGUAUGGUUAAAUGGGAGAUGUUUGCCUUUGCAUAUGUGGGGUAUAAUAUACAUUACCCAGAUUUUAUACGAUAUUCGAAACAACUAGUUUUUCUGGCUGGCUGGCUGGAGGGAGGGCCAUGUCCACAGGACAUGCGGGCUGCUAGUAUGAAUAAAAUAACGUGUAAAUGUUACAUUCAGGUUCAUAAAAACAAUAAUAAAGCAAUACUUUGUCAUACUAUUUUAGAAAGAAGUUUUGCUGGCUGGCAGGACAUCAGCAUUUAAAAAAAUAAUAUCGUACGUAUACCAUUUAAAAGUACUCCUCCCCCAUCUCCAACGUCCCCACCACCCCAACUUCUCAAGUCCGAGGACCCCUCCCCAACCGCAUAUUCCCCCAGUCGCCCCCUCCCUCCACUUACGCCCCCCUCCUUGCGCCCCCCUCCACGCACCCCCAACCGCGCUUCCUCUUGGUGCCUCCCACCCCGCGCGACCCCAAAAGUGUGCCCUCUGGCCUCUGCGUGCUGGGUGGCGCGUGGCCAACCAGCAAAUCAGCUAAACUUUUGCGAAGACACAGUCGUAUGAUUUCAACCGAUAUCAGUUUAAUGUUUCAUGUGGCUUAGCUUUGACAUUUCUGCUAUGAUUAAUCUGGAGGAAAUUUUCCCGAGCCUAAUUUCGCUGCAGAGAAUGUAAUGUUUAUCUUUUGUUUACGUGGAUUUGUUUGCGAAUAUUUUCGAUUGCUUACGCGAGUGUUUUUAUAUUUUUUUAUCAUUGCUUUGCUUCAUUGUACUUUUGUAUUUGUCAAGUUGGUGAUCCAAAUUACUCUUUCUCAUGAGAAUAUCCUGGUAGAAAAUCACGUAAUUUAUUGGCUGUGUCGUAUUGCUUUGGAAUGUUCGGGCAACUUUAAAAAAACCCUUCCUUAUUUAACUCGACAACUGCGUAACAUGCACCAAGUACUAAAAUGUUAUGGUUAUGGACCACAAGGAAAUGGUUUUGGUAAGAUACAUACGUACAUGAGUCAUAUUCUGUACGAAAAGUUGCACUGAAUCCUCUUACUUGAAUGUCAAUUAGUCAAGUUAUUGAGAGGUUAAUUUAAAAUAAUUUCAGCUUAUUUAUGUUCGCGAGGAUAUAUUGAGGCGUAUAAAUAUUGCCUUUCGCACAGUACCUUUAGCCGUGUGUAAUUACUUCCACUACGCUGUAAAUUGUACUCAAGCUACAAAAACUACAGUGCUGUGUGUCCGAUAGGGCAUCAUGAUGCAAACUACAAAUGAAGUCAUCCCAUGGUACAAUAAUUCCUGUGCCUAUUUUUUUUAAUAAACAUGUUACUUUCUCCACUUAAAAUGAUGUUAUUUAUACAAUUGUGCUGGCAUUCAAUUUAACUUAUUACUUAAGUGUUACUGUUGUCGUACAAUGAAAUAUUUAAAUAGUAGUACUAAAAUAGUGUUUUAUUUAAAUAAAAGUUCCUAG
Molecule: messenger RNA, 2486 nt
Organism: Lethenteron reissneri (Far Eastern brook lamprey)
Lineage: Eukaryota; Metazoa; Chordata; Hyperoartia; Petromyzontiformes; Petromyzontidae
Source: RefSeq, a predicted model, not a curated record